AAAAAAAGGACCAAAUCCAUCACCUUCUUCAGCGAUUCUCUCUCGCUUCGCACUCGCAGACCCGCCCCCCGAAAACCCCUUCUCCUCCCUCCCUCCCUCUCCGGCUCCGCCCGCCGCGCCGCCCGCCAUGCCUCUCGCAAUCCACGCCAAGUCGGACUCGGAGGUGACGAGCAUCGACGCCGCCUCGUCGCCGCCGCGGUCCCCGCGCCGGCCCCUCUACUACGUCCAGAGCCCCUCCAACCACGACGCCGAGAAGAUGUCCUACGGGUCCAGCCCCGCGGGGUCCCCGUCCCACCCCUACUACCACUGCUCCCCCAUCCACCACUCCCGCGAGUCCUCCACCUCCCGCUUCUCCGCCUCCCUCAAGAACGCCAACCCCCGCCACCUCUACGGCGGCGCGUGGCGGAAGCUCCACCGCGGCCAGGGGACCGACGACGACGACGGGGACGCGGACGAGGAGGAUCAGGAGGGCGGCCGGGGCUCCUCCUCCCCCGCAUGGCGCGGCGCGAGGCUCUACGCCUGCAUCGUCCUGCUGUUCUUCUUGCUCUUCACGGCGUUCUCGCUGAUUCUGUGGGGCGCCAGCAAGAGUUACAGGCCCGAGAUCCUCGUCAAGAACGUGGUGUUCGAGAGCUUCAACGUGCAGGCGGGGAUCGACCCGAGCGGGGUGACCACAGACAUGCUGACGCUGAAUUCGACGGUCAGGAUCGUGUACCGGAACCCCGCGACAUUCUUCGGCGUCCACGUCACCUCCUCCCCGCUCGACCUCCACUACUUCCAGCUCCACGUCGCCUCCGGACAGAUGAAGAAGUUCUAUCAGUCAAGGAAGAGCCAGCGCCCAGUGGUGACGGUGGUGACAGGGUAUCAGGUUCCCCUUUAUGGCGGGAUCUCAGCCCUCAGCAUGGCCAGAGAGCACCGUGAGAAAGUAGCCGUGCCAUUGAACCUGACAUUCGUGAUGAGGUCGAGGGCAUAUAUCUUGGGGAAGUUGGUGAAGUCCACGUUUUAUAGGAGAAUCAGAUGUUCUGUCACCUUAAGAGGCAACCAACUUGGCAAGCGUCAGAAAUUGACUGAUUUUUGUACCUAUCACUGAUGAUUUGUAUCAAUCACCGAAAUAUACAGUCCUACGUUCACAAGCAAAUGAGCAACAGAUUUUGCCUCUUCAGCACAAAAAGGGAAAGUUUAAUGCGUUGUAGAGUUUACGUGGUCAUUCUAAAAGUACAAUAUCGAUUGCAGUUCUUAUAUUUGAUGUUCUUACCACAUGUUUUUGGGACAAAUUGUAGCAAACAAGCUCAAUGUAUCUUGCCAGCCAGCUAUUGCGCUUCAAAUGAUUCUUGCUGUGAGUA
Molecule: messenger RNA, 1340 nt
Organism: Syzygium oleosum
Lineage: Eukaryota; Viridiplantae; Streptophyta; Magnoliopsida; Myrtales; Myrtaceae
Exons: 3
Coding region: 128-1087 (319 amino acids)
Source: RefSeq, a predicted model, not a curated record